AACACACUUCACCUUAUACCAAAACAACUUCUCUCAAUAAAGGUAUAAAGUAAUUGACAAAAUUGUCAACAAGCAAAAAACUUGAAACCGUUAAUGUUUCAAGCAAAAGUGAAGAAACAAAAGACACUGUUGGUUUGAGAGAGUUUUGAGGAAUGGAGAGUUUAACAAGGUGGAGAAAGUUUUAUAUGGUUAUAGGAUUGGUGUUGUUUUUGUGUUUGUUUGUUUUUUCUGUCACAGCUUCUGUGACUUAUGAUCAUAAAGCUAUUGUAAUUAAUGGACAGAGAAGAAUUUUGAUCUCUGGCUCUAUUCAUUAUCCAAGAAGCACACCUCAGAUGUGGCCAGAUUUAAUUCAAAAGGCCAAAGAUGGAGGUGUUGAUGUUAUUCAGACAUAUGUGUUUUGGAAUGGACAUGAGCCUUCUCCUGGAAAUUAUUACUUUGAAGAUAGGUUUGACUUGGUUAAGUUUGUCAAGGUGGUUCAACAAGCUGGCCUUUAUGUUAACUUGCGUAUUGGUCCCUACGUUUGCGCUGAAUGGAACUUUGGGGGAUUUCCUGUUUGGCUAAAGUAUGUACCAGGUGUUGCUUUCAGAACAGACAACGAGCCGUUCAAGGCAGCAAUGCAAAAAUUCACUGCUAAGAUUGUCAGCAUGAUGAAAGCAGAGAAUUUAUUUGAAAGCCAAGGUGGUCCAAUAAUUAUGUCUCAGAUUGAGAAUGAGUAUGGACCUGUGGAAUGGGAAAUUGGUGCUCCUGGAAAAGCUUACACCAAAUGGUUUUCUCAAAUGGCCAUUGGUCUAGAUACCGGCGUACCGUGGAUUAUGUGUAAGCAAGAAGACGCUCCUGAUCCUAUUAUUGAUACCUGCAAUGGAUAUUACUGUGAAAACUUCACUCCCAACAAGAACUACAAACCCAAAAUGUGGACUGAAAAUUGGUCUGGCUGGUACACUGAUUUUGGGAGCGCCGUCCCUUAUAGACCGGCACAAGACGUGGCAUUCUCAGUUGCAAGAUUCAUACAAAAUCGCGGCUCAUAUGUUAACUACUAUAUGUACCAUGGUGGAACUAAUUUUGGAAGGACAUCUGCUGGCCUUUUCAUUGCCACAAGCUAUGACUACGAUGCACCUAUUGAUGAAUACGGACUUCUAAGUGAACCAAAAUGGGGGCAUCUAAGAAAUUUACAUAAAGCAAUAAAGCAAUGUGAGCCGAUUUUAGUGUCUGUGGAUCCGACGGUGUCAUGGCCAGGAAAAAACCUUGAGGUACAUGUUUACAAGACGAGCACUGGUGCCUGCGCUGCAUUCCUUGCAAAUUAUGACACCACAUCUCCGGCAAAAGUUACAUUUGGAAAUGGCCAAUACGACCUACCGCCUUGGUCUAUCAGUAUUCUUCCUGACUGCAAAACUGCUGUUUUCAACACUGCAAAGGUUGGUACAGUACCAAGCUUCCAUAGAAAGAUGACUCCUGUGAGUAGCGCAUUCGAUUGGCAGUCAUACAACGAAGCACCCGCCUCGUCCGGUAUAGAUGAUUCCACCACAGCAAAUGCACUUUUGGAGCAGAUCAAGGUGACUCGCGAUUCUUCAGAUUAUUUGUGGUAUAUGACAGAUGUCAACAUUAGUCCUAAUGAAGGUUUUAUAAAGAAUGGUCAGUAUCCUGUUCUUACUGCAAUGUCAGCUGGCCAUGUUCUGCAUGUUUUUGUUAAUGGUCAAUUUUCGGGAACUGCUUAUGGAGGAUUGGAGAAUCCUAAAUUAACAUUUAGUAAUAGUGUAAAGCUGAGGGUUGGAAAUAACAAGAUUUCUUUACUUAGUGUUGCCGUCGGUCUCUCGAAUGUUGGCUUGCACUAUGAAACAUGGAAUGUUGGUGUCUUAGGCCCGGUAACGUUGAAGGGUCUAAACGAGGGGACAAGAGACUUGUCUGGACAGAAAUGGUCUUACAAGAUUGGACUGAAAGGGGAAACCUUGAACCUUCAUACCUUAAUUGGAAGUUCCUCUGUUCAAUGGACAAAAGGAUCAUCGUUGGUGAAAAAACAACCUUUGACUUGGUACAAGGCAACUUUCGACGCCCCCGCUGGCAACGAUCCAUUGGCGCUAGAUAUGAGUAGCAUGGGAAAAGGUGAAAUAUGGGUAAAUGGUGAAAGCAUUGGUCGGCAUUGGCCGGCAUAUAUAGCACGUGGAAGUUGUGGUGGUUGUAAUUAUGCCGGAACGUUUACCGAUAAAAAAUGCCGAACAAGCUGUGGACAACCCACCCAAAAAUGGUAUCAUAUUCCUCGCUCCUGGGUGAACCCAAGAGGGAACUUCUUAGUUGUGCUUGAAGAAUGGGGAGGCGAUCCUUCUGGAAUUUCAUUGGUGAAAAGAACAUGAAGUGUGCUCAUUUGAUUCUAUUGAAAAGUUUUUUUUCUUUGCAGAACUGCAUUUGCAAGAAAUAGUACCAAGUAAAUGUGGUUCAGAAUAUAAAGUUAUUCAAGUACAUUGAUGCUCCAUCUUUUCUAGUAGUUCAGGUUUACACCAAAAGAUUGCCAAAACAACUUGGCAAAAAAGAAAGAUAUUUACACACAUACACAAGAGAAAUUUGAUGCAGAAAUGAUGUAUAGUGUAUACUGUACAUAGCCAAACAAUUCUGCUGAAUAAUAUUGUUUUAUGUAUUAUUGAGCCGAUAUACAUAAAUCAUAAAUAUUUGAGAUUGACACACAAAAUGUGUGUCAGUGUCACUAGCUACAUUCUGCCAGAAAUAAAUAAAUUUGUUUCAACAGUGGAGUUAUGUAUUGAACAAAUUGAAAGUA
Messenger RNA from Cicer arietinum (chickpea), 2764 nucleotides. RefSeq names its product beta-galactosidase. Gene Ontology annotation, molecular function: hydrolase activity, hydrolyzing O-glycosyl compounds. Gene Ontology annotation, biological process: carbohydrate metabolic process. NCBI's taxonomy places the organism in Eukaryota, Viridiplantae, Streptophyta, Magnoliopsida, Fabales, Fabaceae. The record is from RefSeq and is marked provisional.